This is a messenger RNA of Aspergillus candidus, 1598 nucleotides long. RefSeq lists its product as uncharacterized. The transcript has 6 exons. The record is from RefSeq and is a predicted model, not a curated record. The coding region runs from base 303 to 1439 and encodes 378 amino acids. Lineage: Eukaryota; Fungi; Ascomycota; Eurotiomycetes; Eurotiales; Aspergillaceae.
GAACCAGUCCCUUGUUCUUCAGUGCUACUCGAAUUUUCCGGUUUCGUCAGCAGAUGAUCCCUUUCUCUCCUGGCAUCCCCUGGUUCCUGUGGAAAAAUUCGACCCCAUGGUUCGGGACAUAGGAUAGAAAUCGGGGGUGUCUCUCGUUUUUUUUUCUAGGUUUUUCCCUUGACACUGUACGACUUCUUCGGGUUUAAGCUUUUUUAUAUCCCAUCCCAAGCGCGUGCCCUCAGAACAGACCUCUCGCACAAAACCUUUUUAUACUCUUGAUCCUUUGAGCCCACCAAUUGCUUGAUUGGGAUAUGGUCCAACACAUAGAACCGGUGAUUCCGCCGCCACCGGGAAUCACCUCCAACUUUGAGCAUCCGCACGAUGCCUUGCACACGGUGAAUAAGGUCACCCAGAUCCUGUGUCUAGUGGUCACCACGGUGGUGGUGAUCAUCCGUGCGCUCGUCCGCAUACACUUGCACCGGAGCCUCAACUUAGAAGACUAUGCAACCUUUGCUGGAUGGGCCAUGUUUACGGGUUUCUGUGCCUGUAUGCUCGUGCUCAACAAGCAUGGCGGAGGAUAUCAUGGCUGGGACGUUCCGAAGAGCAGCUUCAUCAGCUUCCAAAAGGCCUCCUAUGCCACCACCAUCAUUUAUGUCCCGAUGGUUUUCACAGUUAAACUGGCCCUUCUGUCAGUCAUGCUGCGCAUCUUCGCCCCCGACCGCAAGAAGGUCCUCAUCAUUUACAUCAGUCUAGCGAUUCUGGUGUGCUACUACGUUCCAGCACUCUUCAUCAAGGUGUUCUUUUGCCGCCCUGUGUCGGCGUACUGGCUCGGUACAGACAACGGCGGCACUUGUAUCGACCAGCAGAAGGUGAUCAUCGCCGACUCGGCAAUCAGUAUGAUCAGCGACCUGUGGAUUCUGGUCCUGCCCAUUCCCAUGCUGUGGUCAUUGAACAUGACCGUCGUUAAGAAGCUGCGCGUUAUUGGCAUGCUCGGGGCUGGUGGUCUGGCCACGGCAUUUAGUAUUUGGCGACUGCAGAUCAUGGUGGAUGAAGGCCAGACGCCGGAUGUAACGUACUUCUGGAUUCGAGCGGUGUUGACUGCAAACGCCGAAGCCGGCAUCGGACUCAUUUGCGCCUGUCUCCCAGCCAUGAGCGCACUCUUCGCCACCGUCAAGAACAAGAGCAGCCAGGACGCCAAGAACAGCUACCUGCGCUCCCACGAGCUGGACCACUGGCAGAAGAUCUCGACGCAGAAGCGGAGCCGCGCGGACAGCUUCUCGUACGUUGGGAACCCGCAUACCGACCAGGCCCAUCUGAUUUCGACGGCGCAGGGCGCCGACCACGACAGCACGUGGGCGCCCAGCGAAUCGUCGCAGAAGGGGAUGGCCGAUCGGCCGGUCAUCCAUAAAGAUGUGACCGUGUCACAGAGUUAUGAAUUUGUGAAAUAGACUGCUUGCUUUCUAUUUCUGUCACGCCAGUGCAUAUGUUUGGGUACAUGGGUAUGGUUUGAGGGAUGGGCGUGUUUUCCAUAUGUAUAUAAUAAUCCAUAUCGAUGAUGACCUUAAUCUAUUUUCUAAUGCAGACGUACCUCGCGCUGAAUCCACACG